AUGGCUGAACUACCCCCCUUCGAACACACACCCAUCGACGACAUUGCCCCCACAUGCGCAAAGGUGCGGGCCAGCUUCCUCUCCCACAAGACCAGGCCCCUCGAGUUCCGCAUUCAGCAGCUGCGCAAGCUCUACUGGGGCUUCAAGGACAAUGCCGAACUCAUCAAAGAAGCCUGCAAGCGCGAUCUCGGCAAGCCCGAGUUUGAGACAUAUCUAACUGAGAUCUCAUGGUGCAUGAACGACUGCAUCUGGAUGGCUGAUAGGGUCCGCCAGUUCGCGAAGGACGAGCCCGCGCCCGACAUUUCUUGGACCAACAAGCCACUCCGCCCGCGCAUAAAGAAGGACCCCCUGGGCGCUGCUCUGAUCAUUGGAGCGUACAACUUCCCUAUCCAACUUACCCUAGGCCCCCUCAUUGGUGCCAUUGCAGCCGGAUGUACCGCCGUCGUCAAGCCCUCGGAAUCGUCACCUAACGCCGCUGUUGUCAUUCAAAAGAUUCUGCGCGAAUCACUUGAUCCCGAGUGCUACACGUGUAUUCAGGGCGCUGUCCCCGAAACCACUGCCCUCCUCGAUCAAAAGUGGGACAAGAUCUUCUACACGGGUGGCGAGGUUGUCGCCAAGAUCAUCGCAAAGAAGGCGGCUGAGACGCUUACACCGCUGACGCUCGAGUUGGGCGGCAGAAACCCUGCCAUUGUCACAAAGCACGCGGAUCCCAAGCUAGCAGCGAGGCGACUGUUGUGGGCCAAGACGUUGAACGCUGGUCAAGUCUGUCUCAGCCACAAUUGCACUUUUGUUGAUCGCGAAAUCCUGCCCGCCUUUAUUGAGGAGAUGAGGAAGCAACUACAAGAUUUCUACCCACAAGGCCCCCGCAAGUCCCCCGAUUACGGACGCAUCGUCAAUCUGCGUCAAUUCCAACGUAUCAAGAAGAUGGUUGACGACAGCAACGGCAAGAUUGUCCUUGGUGGUACCAUGGACGAGUCUGACCUCUUCAUCGAGCCCACUGUUGUUCAAAUCAACGACGUGAACGAUAGCAUGGUCACUUCGGAAUCGUUUGGCCCACUCCUGCCCAUACUCCCUGUUGACAACCUCGAUGAAGCCAUCAGGAUCGCAAACGAACUCCACGACACACCCCUUGGCACUUAUGCCUUUGGCACAAAGGCCGAGAUGGAGAAGAUCAUCAGCCAAACGCGGAGCGGCGGUGCUUCUCUGAACGACGGCUUCUUCCACGGCUCCAUCCCUACCCUGCCAUUCGGUGGUGUUGGAACAAGUGGCACAGGCGCAUACAGGGGCAAAGCUAGUUUCGAUACCUUUACUCACCGCAGGAGUGUGACUACAACACCUGCAUGGAUUGAGGGCCUCAUGGCUGUCAGAUACCCACCUUACACGCCCCAAAAACAGAAGCAAUUACAGGGCAUGAACGACAUAAAGCCAAACUUUGAUCGCGAGGGAAACCCUCUUGGAUGGGGCACUUGGUUCUUGAGCUUGCUGGGUGUGAAGAGCCUGGCUGCCGUUGUUGCGGCCGUUGCUCUCAGGCUAUAUAUGCAGCGAAGGUCCAAGCUGUAA
This is a messenger RNA of Bipolaris oryzae ATCC 44560, 1560 nucleotides long. RefSeq lists its product as uncharacterized. NCBI's taxonomy places the organism in Eukaryota, Fungi, Ascomycota, Dothideomycetes, Pleosporales, Pleosporaceae. The record is from RefSeq and is a predicted model, not a curated record. The coding region runs from base 1 to 1560 and encodes 519 amino acids. The transcript is spliced from 3 exons. Gene Ontology annotation, molecular function: aldehyde dehydrogenase (NAD+) activity. Gene Ontology annotation, biological process: aldehyde metabolic process. Gene Ontology annotation, cellular component: cytoplasm.